Limanda limanda (common dab) is the source of this 784-nucleotide messenger RNA. RefSeq names its product cannabinoid receptor interacting protein 1a (gene cnrip1a). Gene Ontology annotation, biological process: negative regulation of signaling receptor activity. Bases 33 to 521 code for a protein of 162 amino acids. The transcript has 3 exons. Gene Ontology annotation, cellular component: plasma membrane. Lineage: Eukaryota; Metazoa; Chordata; Actinopteri; Pleuronectiformes; Pleuronectidae. Gene Ontology annotation, molecular function: type 1 cannabinoid receptor binding. The record is from RefSeq and is a predicted model, not a curated record.
AUCCACAGGCCGGACGGACUCGACCCGGGACGAUGGACGACGUUCCCCCGCUGAUCCACCUCGCCAUCGCGCUGAAGAUCCAGCCCAACGACGGAGCCGUGUUCUUCAAGGUGGACGGAAGCCGCUUCGGUCAAAGCCGAACCAUCAAACUGCUCACGGGCUCCAAGUACAAGAUCCAGGUGGAGCUGAAGCCCGGGACCGUGGAGGCCACCAACAUGAACAUCGGAGGCGUGGUCUUCCCUCUGGAGCAGCAGUCCAGGGACCAGGACUCGGUGGUGUAUCACGGGAAGUACGACACGGAGGGCGUCCCGCACACGAAGAGCGGAGACCGGCAGCCUGUCCAGGUCAGCAUCGAGUUCAACAAGGCGGGGACAUUCGAGACCGUCUGGCAGGCUAAGUACUACAACUACUACAAGAGGGAGCACUGCCAGUUCGGGAACAAGUUCAGCAACAUCGAGUACGAGUGCAAGCCCAACGAGACACGGACCCUAAUGUGGAUCAACAAGGAGACGUUCAACUGAGUGCGUCCGUCCCCCCAGCGAACACCAGCCGCAGGACGUGGACCAGCUGGGUCCAACCUCAGCAUCAGUCAAAGGACACCGCUGGUAUCUGUAUUGUUUUAUGAUUAAUGGGAGAAAAUAUCUGUAGCAUCUGUCGGAGGUUUUCAAAAUGUUUUUAUUUCAUUUAGAAUCUUUGUUGGUUCUGGCAGCUUCACAGCUAAAUGAGAACAGUUUGAAAACCAUCAGUUAUACUCAAAGGGUCAAAGUGGAGUCCACCCAGGAAA